UUUCCCGGAUUUCUCCCGGAUUUUCCCCUUUUCCAGGUGGCUCUCCUGGAGACCAAUCCGUACCUCCUGGCUCUCACCAUCGUCGUCUCCAUCGUCCACAGCGUCUUCGAGUUCCUGGCCUUCAAAAACGACAUCCAGUUCUGGAACAGCCGGCAGUCCCUGGAGGGCCUCUCGGUGCGCUCGGUGUUUUUCGGGGUGUUCCAGUCCCUGGUGGUGCUCCUGUACAUCCUGGACAACGAGACCAACGUGGUUGUUCAGCUCAGCGUCCUGGUGGGGCUCCUCAUCGACCUCUGGAAGAUCACCAAGGUCAUGGACGUGCGGCUGGAGCGGCAGCAGAAAGUGGCCGGGAUCUUCCCCCGGCUGAGCCUCAAGGACAAAUCCACCUACGUGGAAUCCUCCACCAAGGUCUACGACGACAUGGCGUUCCGGUACCUGUCGUGGCUGCUGUUCCCGCUGCUGGGCUGCUACGCCGUCUACAGCCUGCUCUACCUGGAGCACAAGGGCUGGUACUCCUGGCUCCUGGGGAUGCUCUACGGCUUCCUGCUCACAUUCGGAUUCAUCACCAUGACCCCCCAGCUGUUCAUUAACUACAAGCUGCAGUCGGUGGCUCACCUGCCCUGGCGGAUGCUCACCUACAAGGCCCUCAACACCUUCAUCGACGACCUCUUCGCCUUCGUCAUCAAGAUGCCCAUGAUGUACAGGAUAGGCUGCCUGAGGGACGGUACGGAGCCAAAUCCCGGGAAUUCCGGGAAUUCCGGGAAUUCUGGGAGGGAUUUGGGGAUUCUGGAGGAGAUUUCGGGGCUCCAGGAGGGAGUUUUGGGGCUCUAAAGGGGAAUUUUUGGGUUUUUUA
This is a messenger RNA of Cyanistes caeruleus (blue tit), 850 nucleotides long. The record is from RefSeq and is a predicted model, not a curated record. NCBI's taxonomy places the organism in Eukaryota, Metazoa, Chordata, Aves, Passeriformes, Paridae.